AGCCGCUUCGCGGGGCAGCCUGGGCCGGGGUCUGAGCCCCGGAGCUGCCGCCGAGCCGCGGGGCGGCGGAAACUGAGAUUGAAGAAUUGGGCAUACAGAUGGAUUUCCCUGACAAUCUCUUUCCCACGUUCUUUCUGCCUGGUCCCCCUGGCCUGAGUGAUUCCCCUGCCUCUUAUCUGGCCCCUGCUUGGAGUGACUACAUGCAGUUGCUGAAGCCCCCCCAGACCCAGGAUCCAUCGAUUAACCCCCAGCAUGAAGCAUCCUAUGUGACAAAGUGGGGAAGAUGGAAAUCUGACACUCCUGGACCCCUGCCCUUCCUGCUCCCUGGUGCUGAUCCUUGGGAUCCUGAACUAAUGUCCCAAGAUCUGCUCUUUCGGGGGAGAGUGAAGCAACCAGCUAGGGCCAAAGCCACAAUAGAUGUUAUAGAGCAGCUUAACCAUUUCUUGUGGGAUCAUGGAGACAUUGCCUUUGGGCCCUUAGGAAUGCUGCUGCAGGAGAAUUUUAACCUGGGAGAAAAAAAGAAAUCCCGCAAGAACAAAAUGGUGAUGAAUACAGAAUGGUUGCUCCGGGACCUCAAUGGAUACCAACCCAAGGGGUGCCCCUGGGCCCACCUGAGUACCCGUCAGCGAAGGUUCUCUCUGCUGGGGGGCACGGUGCUGGGAGAGGAAGUAGAAAAUCUGCUUGGGGGGCUGCUGCAUGAGGAGCUGGAGACACGCUGGAAGAGGCUGCUCCUGGAUGAAGCUUCUACAGGCGGGGCUCUUGGUUGGGUUCCAGGGGCCAAACCCCACCAUGGCCAGCUGGUCUACCCUACUGGCCGAGCCCACGACCAGCUGAACUUCCAGAAGGUAAAACUGUCUCCCACCAACGAGCCCCAGGCCCUUGGGGACCCAAGCCACAUCUUGCUCCGAGGACCAGUCCGGCAGGUGGUGACUCGCACAAUCCAGGGAGAAGGUGAGACCCAUAAAGCCGCCUGUUUUCCACUCCUUGGCUUUCCUGAUGUGGCUUCUGGUGCUCCUUGCCCCCAUCCCAGCCAUGAGAGUAUUGCCUGCUUUCGGCUGACCCUUAUCCUCUCCUCAGCUCUGGUGGCUGUCCGCUCUGACCAUCACUGUGCUUUAUGGAAGCUUGAACACCGAGGGCCUCCGGAGCCCCUGCAAGUGCUGGAGAUGGAAAAGGAAGCUACCGGGAUCAGCCUCAGCCCUCACCUCCCCGGAGAGCUGGCAGUCUGCACUCGCUCGGGAGCUGUGUGUCUGUGGAGCCCCCAGCAUGGGCUACAGCAAAUACACAAAGACCCCGAGACCUUCGUCUUCAAGGACCCCUCUUCGUGGCGCUGGGCAGACUUCACAGCUCACCCGCGGGUGCUGACUGUCGCCGACCGCACUGGCCUCAGAUUCGCGGACGCCCGGGCUCCCUCUGAUUGCGGUGAGCUCCUUUUCCGCGUGGGGGCUGAAGCCUCCUGUCAGCGAGGAGAGCGCGUCUUGUUGGCUCAGUACUUGGGGACACCCGAUCCUCUCCCCCUGAGUCCCACCCUUCAUCUCGUCUGUACCCAGUUCUCCCUCUACCUGCUGGAUGAGCGUUUACCUCUCGUGCCAUUGCUGAAGUGGAACCACGGGCUCCUGUCUCCCCCGCUGCUGGCUCAGCUCCUGCCCCCGCCCUACCCUGAAGCGCCCCUGCCCCUGCUGCUCGGAGGCCUCGGGGGCCACCUGCGGAUGCUGCAUCUUUCAGGGUCCGGUCGCACCCCCCAGCUGGCGGCACCGCCGCAGUCUCUGCCUUCGCUCAUUGACUCCCUCCCUGGCUUUCCAGUCCUGGAGCCCCACGGUCAGCAGCUGCUGCAGGAACGCCUCAGGGCUCCCCUUACAGGCUUGGCUGCUGUUGUACCGCCAGGUUGCCCCAGCCCCACCAUGCUGCUGUUCCAGCUCUCCGCUGCUGGAGAUGUUUUUUACCAGCGCCUCUGGCUGCAGCCAGACACCAGUUCAGAAAGUGCUGGCUCUCCUUCCACUGACCACGCUGAGGACUUAGGCCUCAAUUCCCACAGCCAGACCUCUGCUACCUCAUCCUUGGGCACAGUUUCUGAGCCCAGCGCUGUUUCCUGGAAGCCCCGGGCUGUUGCUUGUUGCCGCCGUUGGCUGAAAACCCUGUUACAGGUUCCCCCAACCCUCCCUUCUUGGACACCCCCUACUUUCUCCCAACACCAUCUCCGAUGGUUGAAGGAAGAAAACAAAGGGAAGGUCCAAGAGGGCCUGCGGGCCGCCAUGGCCGAAGGUCGGCUCCUGCUUCAAGGGGACCUGGCCCCACUCCCUCCCUCUGAUCCACCCCCUGCACACGAGCCCUUUGGUACGGAAGACAAGUUGAGUGAACGUUUGGAAGCGUCCUGGGAAAGGAAGGGAGCCAUUUGGUGGGAUGGCCAACGAGAUGGCAGCCGGCUGCCUAGAAAGCGGCAGUCGAGGGAGAAGAGGCGGACUCAGCUCUCUAGUUCUUUCUCUUCCGUCAGAUCUACUUCUGACUUCUCUGACGUCAACAGUCCCCUUCCUCAUCCUCCAAAGACUCCCAGCCCUCUCCACAGGAUGUCUGAAACUUCUCAGUCUCUGGAGCUGUCUCAGGAGCUCUGGGUCAAAAAUAUACCCCGAGAACGGCGGCAGACACUUCGAGACUACCUUGCAGUCCUCCCUUCUCCAGACUCAGGAAACUGCUCUAUCCCCCAAUUCCAGAAUCCUAGCAGCCAGAGCCUCUCCACUUCUGAGCCAGGGAAAUGUUCAGUACCAUGCUCCCAGAAUCCAAGGACACAGACCCUCUUUUCUCCUCUCCCAGAGAGCUACUCUGCCUUCUACUCUCAAAAUCCAAACAGUCAGAGCCUCUACUCUCAAAAUCCAAACAGUCAGAGCCUCUACUCCCCUGAACCAGCGUUCAACUCUGUGUUCCACUCCCAGAAUUCAAGCAUCCAGAAACUGCCCUCCCGACACACUCCUUCCCUUGCAGGCUCACAGCCCCUCAGGAAGAAGCCCCGCAUGGGCUUCUAAGGACUUUUUUGUGGAUCUUAGGAUCCUCAGAAAUCCCUGAAUCUCAUAGGAUUGUAAUUUGGGACUAGAAGGGAUCUAGUCCAACCUCAUUUUACAGAUGAGGAAACUGGGGCCCAAAAGAAUUUACACAGGUGUCAAAGAUCAUUACCCUAUUCUACCUCAAUUAUCAAAGUUCGUUCUAUGAGCUUUUGGGGGGAAUUUUCAGAAAAAGUUCAAAUCUAGUCUGUUUAAUGGAAAAUCACCAGAAGGGACCCUACCCUUUCUAUGCCCUGGUGCUGACAUUUUCUACUAAUUACUGAAACUAUUUUACAAUGGCCAGCACCAAAUGGGAACUCUCUCCCUGGGGGAGACGGACCAUUAUAUUGAGCAUCCUGGUGCCCAUGAACCAGUGUGUGAAGUACUUAAAAAGGGUGACCCUUAGCCUCGAGCAGAGUCUCAAUUUCAUCAGGGAAAAUAUUUGAAAUAGAGACUUUGAAGACUUGAGUGUGAACGAGCCAUCUUUUGCCUGCUGUCUCAGGUUUCUGCAUUGGUAGCAACUUAACUUUCUAACUCAGCCUUUAAAAUUGUUAGCUAACGCGCUUUUUCAAAAUAAUCUAUGACCUUCAGACUAAUGGACUCCAACUCCCCAUAGUACAAUUUUCAGAUUUGGGCAGCUAACCAGUCCAUCAAUCUCUUGAUGUUUAAUCUGCCCAUAUGUACUCAUCGGACCUCACCAUAAACUAACAGGGAAGAGGUGAGGUAUAUGCAAGGAGCUAUAUAGAAUUUAAAGAAAUCACUUUGUCAUGUGGAAUAAUUUUGUAGGGAAGUCGGUGAAGAGCCAAAAGAUAAAACACAAUUUUCUGGAACCCUUAAAUCCAGAGGCCUUAUACCUAUUUAUAUUUUUCAGUGUCUUCCAAUAAAGAGUACCAAAUACUUGCUGAUUAA
Messenger RNA from Sarcophilus harrisii (Tasmanian devil), 3938 nucleotides. RefSeq names its product TATA-box binding protein associated factor, RNA polymerase I subunit C (gene TAF1C). Gene Ontology annotation, biological process: transcription by RNA polymerase I. Bases 99 to 3014 code for a protein of 971 amino acids. Gene Ontology annotation, molecular function: protein binding; RNA polymerase I core promoter sequence-specific DNA binding. The transcript is spliced from 14 exons. Gene Ontology annotation, cellular component: fibrillar center. Lineage: Eukaryota; Metazoa; Chordata; Mammalia; Dasyuromorphia; Dasyuridae. The record is from RefSeq and is a predicted model, not a curated record.